AUGAAACUUUUGUGGUCACCGCCAAACUACGCUAAUCAACGUUGCAAUGUAGACCAUUACUUCAAGAGAGACUUAAGUAGACCGAACACCGUUUCCGGAUAUAAGAGACUGGCGCGUUUUGUUUACGUUUCUUUAUUAUCUUCUAUUAUCAUUCCACAGAUGCAGUCUGAUAUUCAAGGUCUUAUUUCCAAAUUGACAAACCAGGUUAAUGAAGGCAAUCGUGCUGCUUGUAAAAAAUGUGGUUAUGCUGGUCACCUGACAUUCCAGUGUCGAAACUUCAUCAAAGCUGAUCCACGUAAAGAUGUGUUGCUGGAUGUUAGCAGUACAAGCUCAGAAUCCAGUGAUGAUAUUCAGGAGUUCGUUUCACCACUUGUCCAGCUUAGGCAGUUGGAACAGGAAAAGAAGAGUAGCAAGAAAAAACAUAUGAAAAAUAAGAAAUCUAAGAAAAGUAAAAAGAAAAAAAAAAAGUUACUAUCACCGUCUUUGAAGAAGAGUCAUCAGAAAAGGAAAGCAGAUCACUUGUCUGACUCAGAAUGCUCAUCUCGUAGGGACAUGCCGAAACAUAAGCGAAAGAAAAAAAAGCAUCGAAAAGAUCAGGAGAAAUGUGAUAAAAGAAUGGAUGGCUCCAAGAAAAUGGCAAAGUCAAUGGAAGAAAGACAGCAUUCUCCAUCAAGGAAGUAUACCUAUGGUAAGAGUAGUAAUUCUAUGUCAGACACCACUGAUGUAGAUAUUUCUUCUGAGUCUGAAAGUGAACAGGAAGGUACUUGGUAUAAGCAACGUAACAUUGAGAUGGGUGCUGAGAAGAUACACCGCAGUCAGGAAAGGGACAGUUCUCCAUUAGUCCUGAAUCAGAAGUCUUCUCAACGGCAAAAGCAUGUAAAAAGAACUGAAAAUUAUAAGAAUAAACCUCACCAAGAAAGACAAUCAACUCUCUCUGAGAAACAUCAUCAAUGAUUCUGAUAUAUGAUCAGAAUUAUUGUCAGAAUCAUUAUGAUUUUGAUACUGUUAAGCAUCAAACACACAAUUUUGAUGCAGCUCAGGGGCAGAAACACAGCAACAACAGCUACAAAGUAGAUAAGUAUAUAAGAAAAGCUUGUAAGUUAAAGCAUCAGAGCUCCUGUAGGAAGCAACACCAUGAGAAAUUUGGGUCAGACAUUGAUCAGCAUAGGCUGUACCUAUCUGAUGCUGCAAUACUGCAUCAAUUUGACGAUUCUUCAUCAACCCAUCAUAAAAUGUGGAAAUGCAAAAGAUGUUACAGCUAAUAUUCCAAAUAAAAGAUACAUAAUCUCAUUAUGUCUUCAAAACAUUGGUCAUCAGAUAGUUUUUGUAGGAGAAAUACUUCUUUCAUAAACUCAUAUUUUAUAAUGACAUAUUAGUUAAUAAAAACAUUAUUUGUUUUUUGCAA
Messenger RNA from Octopus sinensis (East Asian common octopus), 1405 nucleotides. RefSeq names its product CAX-interacting protein 4. The transcript is spliced from 4 exons. Gene Ontology annotation, molecular function: nucleic acid binding; zinc ion binding. The record is from RefSeq and is a predicted model, not a curated record. The coding region runs from base 1 to 954 and encodes 317 amino acids. Lineage: Eukaryota; Metazoa; Mollusca; Cephalopoda; Octopoda; Octopodidae.